UAAGGUUGGGGGGUAGGAUUAGCAUGAAAACAGCGCACAUCCGGCGAUAUUCCACGAGAUUUUUGGCCUUAGCUGUAUCCCUUCUAGCCACAACCGGCUAUCUGUAAGCGUACAUCGAUUGUAAACUCGUUAUUGCGGUGCAUCGUGUAAUAAAAUGAGUGUACUGUGGUUUCGGACACAACUGAAAUGACUGUUCCCUCAAAUACAUCACAUAAUGGUAUGGGGCUAUUUUUUAAUCAUAACUACAUUAACUGCUCGUCCCCUUUAAGAGCGUUUUGACAGACGCGCAUGCGCCACCGAGGGCGGGUAAAAUGAAAGCUGUAAAUAACCGAUCGGCGGUCCUUAGCAACCGGUUAGCUUCGUAAAACACGAGAAUUAACGGACGAAGCAGUCUCCAACGUGACAUACACUCAUAUGAUAGUCCGAGAAGCUGUUAUAACACAUGAACUGCAAAUUCGUUGACAUUUGAUGGACGUACUGGAAAACUAACAGAUUUUAACUUAAGCUAACAGUUAAGUUAGUUUGGUUUCUUGCAUGUAAACAAACAACAUAACAGUCACUGUACAUUUACGAGUGUAACAAUCUAUUGUUUUAGACAGUUUUCUUUGUAUAUUAAUGCAAAGUCUUCAUGGAAUAAAAUAGUAACGUUACCUUUACAGGAUCUUUUAACGCUUUCGUAUUCGUAGUUUUCCUCUUGUUUAGAGGAAGAUCUCAUUUGACAAUGAGCACGGUCCUGGAUGAUCCCACCCUUGAGAGACAUUUUAAGGGUCACAGAGAUGUCAUCACAAGUGUGGAUUUCAAUUCUAAUAUGAAACAAAUAGCCACUGGCUCCAUGGAUUCGUGUAUUAUGAUCUGGAAUAUGAAGCCUCAGAUGAGGGCGUACAGGUUCAUGGGACAUAAAGAUGCUGUGAUGUCCGUUCAGUUCUCACCUUCUGGUCAUCUUGUUGCUUCUGCAUCCAGAGACAAGACGGUCCGGCUCUGGGUUCCCAGUGUGAAAGGGGAGUCAACAGUUUUCCGAGCCCAUACUGGAACGGUACGAAGUGUGAGCUUUUCAAGUGAUGGCCAGACCCUAGUCACCUCAUCUGAUGACAAAACCAUCAAAGUCUGGACUGUUCAUCGCCAGAAGUUUCUCUUCUCCCUCAAUCAACACAUUAACUGGGUCCGCUGUGCUAAGUUCUCACCUGAUGGGCGACUGAUUGUUUCUGCCAGUGAUGAUAAAACAGUGAAGCUGUGGGAUAAGAACAGCAGAGAGUGCAUCCAUUCAUUCUGUGAGCACAGCGGAUAUGUGAAUUACGUUGACUUUCACCCGAGUGGCACCUGCAUCGCAACCGCUGGCACAGACAACACAGUGAAGGUCUGGGACAUUCGCACCCACAAACUCCUGCAGCACUAUCAAGUUCACAGUGGUGUGGUGAAUGGACUGUCCUUCCACCCGUCUGGAAAUUACCUCAUCACAGCCUCCAACGACUCCACGCUCAAGAUACUGGACCUGCUGGAGGGCAGACUGCUCUUCACGUUACACGGUCAUCAGGGCCCUGCCACCUGUGUAGCUUUUUCAAGGACUGGAGACUACUUUGCUUCUGGCGGCUCAGAUGAGCAGGUGAUGGUAUGGAGGACUAACUUUGACAGUGUGGAUUACAGUGAAGUGCUGGAGCAGAAAUGCACUCGUUCAGAGAUUGAGCCUUUCAGUCGUGACCACAAAACGUCCAACCACCUGCCAACAAAGGUGUCAGACACUACUGGAAAGUCUCAUGACUUUGACUUGCACAAAAGUAGCAGCAGAAGCCACGAUCAGCCCAUUCCGAUCUUCUCUGAACCCCAUACGGAGUCUUCAUCUCCAUCAUACUCCCAACAGCAGCAGCUGAAGCAGACUGAAACGGACAGCAUCCCUGCUGCGCUGGCGAACACCCUUGAGCACAUUGUAGGACAACUGGAUGUGCUCACUCAGACGGUGGCCAUUUUGGAGCAGCGCCUGACACUCACGGAGGACAAACUAAAGGAGUGCAUGGAGAAUCAACACAAGAUCAGCUCUCAACACCGAUCUGCCAAUUAAUCCAGCUAUCUACCUCUCAAACACGUUUACUUUUCAACAAUUAAACAUUUGUUCUAGCCCCAAAACAUUUUCAUUUACAGAUUUGCUAUUGAUUUGUUGUUACAAGUAAAUCAAACAAAAAACAACAGUUUAUUAUGUAGUGAGAGAUACUUCUUGAGAUGCAGAUUUUUGUAUUGUAUACAAAAUAAGAUGGAGAUUUGUGCUGAGGGUUGUAUUGGUUUCUGCUGAGUAUGGUCGUGCCACUCGUGUCCCUUGCGGUACUAGAGGAAGACAGUAAUCUAAUCCAUCCUAAAAACCACACGAUGAAACUUAACCUUUUAUUCUGAUAAGACAAAAAUCGAAAUUCUAACUUUUCUUUUUUCAAACUUGUUAAGCAGUAUGAAUGUUUUGAACUAAAUUAACUGAGAUUGUAGUUAUCUUUUUCACGAUUGAUGCUGUGUGAGCUGUAGUUGAUGCUCUUUUUGAUACAUUGCUAUUAUGAGACGUGAUGUUUUGCACUGCAUAGUUUUAUGAAUUUUAGUUCAAUGAAAACAUUAAUAAAAUGUGUUUAUUUAACAUGCAUGUU
Molecule: messenger RNA, 2618 nt
Organism: Misgurnus anguillicaudatus (oriental weatherfish)
Lineage: Eukaryota; Metazoa; Chordata; Actinopteri; Cypriniformes; Cobitidae
Source: RefSeq, a predicted model, not a curated record